AUGAGUCGACCAAGUGAAAUUGCGAGGCAAAUUGACGAAAUUGUUUAUCAUAUUAAGGGAAAAAAGGUCAGAAUACAAAAAGAACGGGAAGCAAUUGAACAAGAUAAGCGAGAAAGAAAUGAAUUAAUGAAAGGAAGGGACAAACUGGAAGAUGAGAUUGAAGAAUUAAAACUGAAAAUUGAUAGGGAACAAAGUAGAAUUUCUAAAAAAGAAAAGGAAGUUGAAGGGAUGAUAAAUAACAUUAAGGGGCUGGUUAAUGAUUUAGUAAAAAUAAAGGAAGAGUAUGAAAAAGGAAUGGUCAGUCCUAACCCAUACUCAAAAGAAGAACCCGUUAAAGAUAUUUACGAGAAAGUGGUAAAUUUUUUAAGAGACGAGGGGGUAGAAGAGAUGAAAUAG
This is a messenger RNA of Rhizophagus irregularis DAOM 181602=DAOM 197198, 396 nucleotides long. RefSeq lists its product as uncharacterized. Lineage: Eukaryota; Fungi; Glomeromycota; Glomeromycetes; Glomerales; Glomeraceae. The record is from RefSeq and is a predicted model, not a curated record.